Ipomoea triloba (trilobed morning glory) is the source of this 2124-nucleotide messenger RNA. RefSeq names its product E3 ubiquitin-protein ligase RGLG2-like. The transcript has 12 exons. The record is from RefSeq and is a predicted model, not a curated record. NCBI's taxonomy places the organism in Eukaryota, Viridiplantae, Streptophyta, Magnoliopsida, Solanales, Convolvulaceae. Bases 406 to 1821 code for a protein of 471 amino acids.
GCGUGUGCUGAAUUGGUUCUUAGGCAUGUUGUGCACGAAAAUGUUUGAUUUUAUCAUUUGGCCGGAAAAUUAAUAUAAAUUCGUCUCGGUCGUUGAGGGGGACUUUCCGGAAACUACAGUAUAAGGAAAAGUCUUUUUCUUUUUGCUGUCUUAGCCGCCGAACUCUUCUGGAUUGUCUGCCACGUAUAAGUAUACGACUAUAUAUGAGGUCUCCGGUAUAUCCGAAUCUCUGAAGUAGGCUUAUAAGAACCCGUGAUCCCGCGAAAGCGAAUUUUUCUUUUUUCUUUUUCUAAUUAUUGCUGUGUUUCGGAUUAGUUGUGGUGUUUGUUUCUGGACGGCUGAGAGUUUCCAUCUGAGAAAUCAAGGAUCUUCGUAGAGUGAGUUAUAGGAGCGGUAAUUGAAUUGAUGGGAGGGAAGAGUUCUAGGGACGAUAGUUGGAGGCAAGCUUCGAGGUCAACUUCGUCUUCUUCGUGGAAUUACGAAUAUCCUCAAACAGCUUAUCCGCCUCAACAACCACAAGAAAGCUACAAUUACCCUGUUCAGCAUGCUUAUCCUUCAUAUGCCCCUCCUCCUCCCCAAGAGCAGCAAUAUCCCCCGCCUUCUCGAAAUUUUGCCUCUCAGAAUCAUGCGCCGCAGAGGAGGCUUGACCGGAAAUAUUCAAGGAUUGCAGAUAAUUACAAUUCAUUGGAGGAGGUAACUGAAGCUCUUGCACGUGCUGGACUGGAGUCAUCCAAUCUUAUUGUUGGUAUUGAUUUCACAAAGAGCAAUGAAUGGACGGGUAAGAAGUCAUUCAGUGGGCGAAGCUUACAUAACAUUGGACAUGGUCUUAAUCCCUACGAGCAAGCAAUCUCCAUUAUUGGGAAAACUUUGGCUGCCUUUGAUGAUGAUAACUUAAUCCCUUGUUUUGGAUUUGGAGAUGCAUCAACUCAUGAUCAAGAUGUAUUCAGUUUCUAUCCUGAUGAAAGAUUUUGCAAUGGUUUUGAGGAAGUUUUAUCUCAAUAUAGGGAAAUUGUCCCCCGACUAAAACUUGCAGGACCAACAUCUUUUGCACCAGUCAUUGAAAUGGCUAUGACUAUUGUUGAGCAGAGUGGAGGACAGUAUCAUGUUCUAUUAAUCAUUGCUGAUGGACAGGUAACCCGUAGUGUUGAUACUGGGCGUGGUCAAUUGAGUCCACAGGAACAAAAAACAGUGGAUGCAAUUGUAGAAGCAAGCAAGUUUCCCCUGUCUAUUAUUUUGGUUGGGGUUGGAGAUGGACCUUGGGACAUGAUGAAGGAGUUUGAUGAUAAUAUCCCAGCAAGGGAGUUUGAUAAUUUUCAGUUUGUCAAUUUUACCGAGAUAAUGUCAAAAUCAGUACCUCAGUCCCGGAAAGAAACAGAAUUUGCCCUUUCAGCAUUGAUGGAAAUUCCUUCACAAUAUAAAGCCACAAUGGAGCUUGGUCUCUUGGGUGAACAUAAAGGUAAAUCUCCUGGAAGGGUUGCCCUUCCCCCUCCCCUGUAUGGUCCGGCUUCUUUGAGUGGUUCAAAGCCCUCGAGGGGAACAAGUUUUCAGCAUACUUCAAGUUCUUACUAUGACUACAAGGACCCUGCUAGCACAGUUUCUAGUUUUCCACACACCUCAAGUUCUUACUAUGAUCCCAGAGGUGAACCUACUCCUUCUGCACCUGUCUCUACUUACGACAAUCAGGUUUGCCCCAUUUGCCUCACUAAUCCCAAAGAUAUGGCCUUUGGUUGUGGGCAUCAGACGUGUUGUGAUUGCGGGAAAGAGCUGGACCUCUGCCCAAUAUGUCGCAGUUCAAUUCAAACUAGGAUAAAACUGUAUUAAGCCAUGUAGUUUUCGUCCAAGAUUUUUCAACCCUUUCUCUGACAGAAUAGUAUUUGCAGUGGUUGGUUUGUGCGUUGUAAACAUUUGUUGAUUGGCAUUUUUUGAUUUGUUUUCUGAAUGAUUGAAAGGGAUGGAUGUCUUCGAUAAAUAAGCAUACUGUGUAUCCUUGUUUAGACCACCCUAGGUUAACAUUGUUGUGUAUUAAACUACUCCGUAUUAAUCUUGUUCCGUCCAGUCCGGAUGUCAUAUGUAUGUAUAUCUAUCUCCACUUGAAGGUGAAAUUUAAUUCGAUCAUUUCGACUA